Messenger RNA from Strongylus vulgaris, 479 nucleotides. Lineage: Eukaryota; Metazoa; Nematoda; Chromadorea; Rhabditida; Strongylidae. The record is from the annotation of a GenBank genome assembly.
UUGUCCAUUAUCCCACCUAAUUCAUGCUUAGUGGCAGGCGCUCCAGUGUUGUUCGACUUCGAAUCAUCAGAGUCAAGCAGGAAAACGCCAAAAAGACCGAGAACUAUAUUGAACGCUACUCAACGGAAGCAAUUCAAGGCUGCAUUUGAAAAAAGUGCCAAGCCCUGCAGAAAGGUUCGCGAGCAGCUUGCCAAAGAAACUGGCCUUAGUGUUCGCGUAGUUCAGGUGUGGUUUCAAAAUCAGCGAGCUAAGAUGAAGAAAAUGCAGAGGAAAGAAGAAAGUAAACGUGGCUCAAGUGCACUCGACUCCGAAGGCAAAAGCAUCGAAGGCGAGAAGAGUUCAGAUGAAGGUGAAGCAAAUCUCAUGGCGUCUCACAAUUGUGACGAUCUUGAGAUGGAACAUUCGGAAAAGCCGUAUCCUGAGAAUCCGAUCGAGAAACUUUACCACAUGCAGAGCACAUAUUUCCAAUUCACGUGAUU